Molecule: messenger RNA, 4740 nt
Organism: Paralichthys olivaceus (Japanese flounder)
Lineage: Eukaryota; Metazoa; Chordata; Actinopteri; Pleuronectiformes; Paralichthyidae
Gene: syt14b
Product: synaptotagmin XIVb
Molecular function (GO): phospholipid binding
Source: RefSeq, a predicted model, not a curated record
UAGCGGUCAGCGUGGUGACGAGAUCCCCGGCUGAGAGAUGGCCUUCUUCAAGAGUUUCCAGCAGAACCUCCCAUCUGUUAACAUCUCCUCCAUCUUGGACUCGGUCACCAGUCGCGUGGACGACUUGGCCAACGCUGUCAGCGAUGCCACCUACGCCGUCAGCGACCAGCUCUCCGAGCAGGUCACCACUGUCAUCAAGAAGGUGCACGAGGAGGAAGACGGGGAAAGCACCGGCGGAGGGCAGGGGACUACUCAGACGUCCACCGCACAGGAAGGGAAGGGCGGUGGGAAAAGCAUAUGGCAAAUGACCAGAGACGUUGAAACAAGCAGCACGGCUUCAAAAAACAGUGAUUCAGCGGAGGCCGAGCGCACACAGAGCCAGCUGGAGUGGGAAUGGAGGGAUGGCUGCUGGCGCGUUAAAAAGACGGAAGCUGAGUUGGCAGAGGAAGAGAGGAAGAAGAAAGAGGAGAAGGAACUGCAGGAGAAGAGAGAGCAGAGGAGGAGAGAGAGGAGGGAGAAGCAGCUAGAGAAAGAGGCUCAGAGAAAGAAAGAGGAAGAGCAAGAGGGAGAGGGAGAGGAAGAAGCUGAUGAGAAAACAGAUGAGGGUCUUGCACAAGGCAGAAAGAUGAGUGAGAGCGAAGACCAAUCAGCUGCUCAGCAGGGGGGUGAAGACUGUGAUGAGGCUCCUCAUUCACCUGAAACUGAAAGCAGGGCGAAAGAGAAAAAGUCAAAAGAGGAGGGAGAAGAGGAGGAAGAGGUGGAGAACAGUGUGGAGAGAGAGGGGGACGAUGAGGAAGAGGCUGAGCUUCCUGUGCCUCCGUCAACGGUAAAGAAGAAAAAGUCAGACAAGAAGAAGAAAAAGGGAAAAGACGCAAAAGAGGAUUCAAAGAAUCCAGGAAAAGCCUCAGAUGUGGCCAAAAAGAAGGAGAAAGGAAAGAAGAGCAAGAAGAAAAAGAAAGGCAACCAAGAGGGAGUGUUAUCAGACAGCGAGGAGGACAGAGGCCUGGAGGCGACGGCCCAGCAGAACACAACAUCUGCGUGGAGCAGCGAACACAAACAGCCCACUGAGCAGGGAGGAUACAGCAGCGAGGCCUCCAGCGAGCACGCCAACAGCAUCCAGAGGAUCAAGAAGGAUUCCUCUCUCAACGAGCUCCAGCCUCCUCCGUACCAGGACAAGGCCUCGGCUCCCCGCGUGUCCUCUCGCUCGGAGCGAGGUGUUCGGAGGGGGUCGUCCCCGCAGCGCUGUGACAGCCCCCGCGGCUCCAGUGAGGCCAGUGUGGACCAGGACACUGAGAGCUACCUCAACAAAGGCUGUGAGGAGGAUAUACCCAGUGACAGCACAGCUGUUCUGGGACCUGAGGAUGGCUGUGGUCUCCAGCUCCCCACGGCCUACGAGCCAGAGCCCCUUGCCAAAUACGGAACGCUGGACGUCGCCUUCGAGUACGACUCCAGUGAGCAGUGGUUGGCCGUCACGGUCACCGCGGCAACAGACAUCCCUGCCCUCAAACAGACGGGGAACAUCUCGUGGCAGGUCCACCUGGUGCUGCUGCCAACCAAGAAACAACGGGCCAAGACCGGCGUACAGAAGGGCCCGUGUCCCAUCUUCACAGAAACAUUCAAGUUCUCCAGAGUGGAACAGGAGGCGCUGGGGGACUACGCCGUCCGCUUCCGCCUGUACAGCAUCAGGCGGAUGAAAAAAGAGAAGGUCCUGGGAGAGAAGGUGUUCUACCUGACUAAGCUCAACCUUCAGGGCAAGAUCGCUCUUCCUGUCACGCUGGAGCCCGGCUCUGAACUCGCUGGUUGCGGCUCUGUGGUGAGCGUGUCCCGCAGCGCAGGAGCUCUGACCUACCGCUCCACCGAAGACUCGUCCCUGCCCGAGAUCCUCCUGGGUCUCAUCUACAACUCUGCCACGGGACGGUUAUCUGCUGAGGUCAUCCAGGGAAGCCACUUCAAAACCACAGCGUCCGAUAAGCCCGUCAAUGGUCUGUUUUGUUGUAUAAAACACUUUGUAGGGGGACAGCUUUAUAUCAUGAGAGACACCUAUGUGAAGCUGACCAUGCUGGACUCCAAGGGGAAGGAGAUGUCCAAGUGCAAGACGGCCGUGUGCCGCGGGCAGCCCAACCCCACCUACAAGGAGACGUUCAUGUUCCAGGUGGCGCUCUUCCAGCUGUCCGAGGUGUCCCUGGUGGUGUCGGUGUUCUGCCGCCGCAGCAGCAUGAAGCCCAGGGAGAGGCUGGGCUGCGUGUCCCUGGGCCUCAACAGCACCGGCGAGGAGCAGCAGGCCCACUGGACGGAGAUGAAGGACGCAGAGGGCCAGCAGGUCUGCCACUGGCACACGCUCAGUGACACAUAGGACGGAGAUUUACAAAGACUCAUUUUGACAGCAUUCCCUGGACGCUCAGAGCUGGAGGCAGAGCUGCAGGCACCGUGUGAGACGUGUGUGUGUGUGUGUGUGUGUGUGUGUGUGUGUGAGGACAGGCUUGGGCUCCUAUCUUCACUGCCAGAGACGAGUACCCUUUAAUCUGCCACUUCCCUCUAAGGCAGACUCCCUGACUGUACAAGUGAUGGUGUCAACUCCAGCUCCGGCCUCUUUAUUGACAGGAACAAACUAGAAAUGACUUCAUAACAACCGAACUAACCAAGAGCAGACGUUUUCCACUGACUCGAGCUGAAUCUGCAUGUACUCACUGUUUACAGGACAAUGUUGUUACAAAAACAUUUUUCCGUCUGUGAAACUUGGACCAAAGAGCUCGAUCCAGGACGAACAAACGACAUCUCUGGACUUCAGCUGCCACCAGCAUACCAGACAUUUCUCUAGCAGUCGCAGCCAUUGACAAAAAGAGAAUGCAAAGACUGUUACUAAAGGCCUACUACAUGCUGCAGCUAUGCCCCCAAGCUAUGCUUUCAACCGUUUGUUUACAUGCACAUGACAUUAUGCAAGAUCCAUUCAUCUGUGUUCCCCCGUUUUUAUGUUUUUGGAUGAUCAGUCAAAGCGUUUACCAGUUGUUGGGGGUAUGUGUUAGUCAAAGACAGAUUUUUUUUCAGCGUGGUCUUGCAUAACUCUGUACACUAUGCAUCUGACGCCACUUUAAACGAGACGACCGAAAGUCCGGUCUAGUGCUCGCUGAGUCCGACGGGAUUGGACGCAGCAGCCCUGCAUGCCACCGGUAUCAAAGAGCAGCUUGCUUUCCUGUGAAAUACAGAUUGAGCCUGUUUUACCAUGCAGCCUUCUGACAACUCAGCCAUGUUCAUUCAUGUAGAAACACGGUGCUUCCCGCUGAGGAGGACUAUGCAAAAGCCUGCGCAGUCCAAUAAAGCCGACAGUUUCUCUGAGGCUGUGCUGGUGACAGCCUCAGCCGCGCUCCCUAUGAAGUGGGAAGAAUUCAAAUACAGGAAAGGGUAAAUCGUAUUUGCUCAUCAUUAUAAGACUUAAUCAAACGAGAAUGAACGCUGAGAAAUCUGCGCUUUCACCUGGAACAAAGUGUCGGCAUCAAAUAAAAGCUAUGAACCCCCUCCCCUUAAAAAGACGGCACCACCGCACCCACCAGUAAAAAUCGAACCCUCUCCCCUCCUGAAGCUGAGGAGAGUAGGAUGCACUCUUCUUUCUCUUUACCCCUGUGAUGUCACAUUUCAACCCAUCAUCUGGGUUAGAUGCUGCAGCUCGUCCCUUCAGUCCUCUGAUUCAUCAUGAGAGUAUUUCAAAAGAUUUGAUGAAAACCAGAUUUCUAUCAUUCCUGCUACAUAAACAAUUGGCUCAACAGGGAAUAACAGCCACUGGGGGGGGCUUCUAACACAAGCUGGGCUCGGGUAAGUUUUGCUCUCAGCACAGUUUGUGCAUAAACCAGCCUUUAAAAGCAUUAAAUUAUGAGAUUAAGGAUGAAGAGGGGAAGCAGAAGCUACCAGUCUUGUUGUCACUUCGAGUCUCCAGAGAUUUACGGCUGAAACACAAUCCCCCUCGUAAAAACCACACAUUUUUACGUCCCCCUUUUUUUCCUCCUUGAGAUAAACGAGAUGUAAUGUGUUAAUAAUUGAGCUUCAGAGGUGCAGCUCAGGCAGAUUUUAUUAACUGUGGACAGAACCUCACUUUGAGCUGCGUAUUCAAUGGAUUCAUAUCCUUUAAAAUAUUACGUGCAUUCCAAGGUUGAAUCUAACUGAAUAAAAGGUGCAGCGUGUGUCAUUCAGCUCCACAGCAGCAUGCCAUUCAAACAGGAAGGUAGUUUUAUAUAUGUUCUGAGUAUGUGGGUGAGUACUAAUGGUUCUCAGUACUAUUCAUGUACUAAAUGAUACAUAUGAAAUGCAGUAGUUUUGUGUAGAGACAGUAAAAUCCACCAACAGAACCUCUGACCCUCACAAACGAACACGUCUGAACAUGGGAACGAGAAGAGUAUAUCUGUCUUCCAUUUCAUUUGUAAUUACCAUCUACGCACGUUUGCCGCCCGCACUUAUCAGCAUGGUACUAAAGUCUCAAUUCUAUGCUUCUAUCGUCUUCCAACAUUACUUCCAUUUCAGCUAAUUUCCUAUUUUUCAUCCCUAUUUAUAUAUUUAUACAUCAUAUCAAUUUUUCUUAUGAACUAUUCCUGGAGACUUAAAGAUUGUAAGCAAAAUAAAAUGGGCGUUUAAAAGAAAUGAUGUACUGUGUGUUCUAACAGAAAAUCAUAACACAGAAUAAACGAAGGGUUUUUAUUUCCGAUUGGCUGAUUCCCUCUGAGUGAAAGUGUGAUGAAUCAUGUGACGACUCAA